AUGAGUUUUCAUGACGAUUCUCAUAUUCUAUCACAGCUUGGAAGUGAGUUGAAAUAAAUGAACAAAAUUACACAAAGUGCAUUAUAGUCCUCGAUUCGCACGAACGGAGUCCUAAAAGAGAAACAACACAGGCUGAAGCAAAAAAGUUCGUGGAUGUGAAACUGACGGCAUCCGUAUCUGACUCGGAUGACGACGAUGACGAAGAUAUGGUCUUUGACAGGGUAAUUUUUGAUUCUUACUCGCCCCGAAUGUAUUGAAAUUCUUGAAGAACAAUUUACUGUCCUCCACGAAAAGGCAAAACGCGUCUCUGGUCCGAGGGAAAACCGACAACCAAACAGUUCGAUUCAUCGUCCUUUCACUAUUAUUCCUGACAGCGGUAAAAGCCUUCAUAUCGAUAUUUUAUCUCCGGAAGUCUUCUACAGGGUCUCGUGAGCACAUCCACAAGCAUUUCCAAAUGCUCCGUGUCGCACGAAGUCUUCGCAUGUCUGUGGAUAUGCAUUGGAAUGCUCUGUGGGGCCUAUUCUGGUAAGACCAGGAAUAUCUUAACAGAGAACUAAACUCUCAGUAAUUCAGCCAAACUGACGGCUGCCAGGUCGAACCUCAUGCUCUUCCUGCUCUCCGUACUCCUCACUUUGCUCGUCAACUUGUUUCUCGCCUUCAACUUCGCAAUCCUCUUCGCCGUUCGGGGAUUUUUCGUGGGAGCGACACUGUAUGGCGGACUACUCAUUUGGUUCGCUUUAUGGAGGAGACAGCCUCGGAAGCUGCUCGUUCUGCUUUUCCUAUUCUCUACCGGCGGUCUUCUGGCGAUGACUGUCAAAACGACAGCAUUCACAGAUGCAACGAGCAGUUUGGCCGACAUGAGUAUUGUGACAAGAUCACUACAAGAGACCGUAUUGGAAAGGCUGAAAAGAGCUGUGGUCGAAGAGGUCAAAUCAAAAACUCUUCUGCCGUUCUGUAAGUGAUCAGAAUAAUUCAAACGUUUAUUUUGUCAUUUCAGCUGCAGUGGUUGACAAUUCGACGCAGGCGACGGUGAAUGUGACGGAUGAUGCCUCUAUCAAGAAGCCAGAAGUUGCCACAGGGACUGUGCAGAAGUCAAAAACCAAAACCGAAAUGAAUGCGGAAAAAGAGAAGGAAGUUGAAGAAAAAAAGAAAGGCGAGGAAGUGCCUGUGGUCGACGGAUCGUCUGGCAACGGCACUGAAGUUCUGGAAAGCACCUCGUCGAGCACUUCCACCACCACAACUACGUUUACGACUACUCUUUCUACAACGACAUCCACAACAACAACUACUACGACGACGACUACAACACUGCCUCCAACGACAACUGGAACAGUUACUGUAGAUGUGAAAACAAGAGAUAGCAAAGAGGAUUCGAAAUCGUGAGUCCUUAAAAAUAGGCGUCUUUCAUUCAUUCUCUUACUUCUCAGCCCUUCCGCGCCAAUCGAAUCGCCUGCUUUAUCUGCUAACUGUCCCACCGCCUCUCUAUUUCUCACGGGAAAUGUUGCUUCGGCUGAAGAAACGACAUCCUCUUUUGUGAAAACGUUCGUCAUUUUCUGCGUGGUCGUCUACUCACUUUCCUACAUGCUCUGCUGUCUUCCAUGCGGUCUUAAGCCCGACUCAAAAGUGAAAAAACUGGAAUCCGACUCUGUCGUCGGGCUCGGAAUGCGUCUUCGCAUAAUCAUCGCUGCUAUUCAAACGAUUAUCGGAUUCGUACAACGUAAGAGUCCUUCAAAAGAGUUCAGCCAUCAGAAAUGCGCAUUCCAGAGGUAAAACACUUCCAUUCGGCGUCGUCGCCGACCGAUUCGGAGCACAUGCUCGUUUGUGUGCUCGUCGUACUCACUUCGAUUCUGAUGCUCUUCGCGUAAGCUGUUCUUUCGUGGAACUUUCAGCAACUAUUGCUUUUCCAGCGGCAAUCGUGUCGGCAGUCUCGAGUGUGUGAUCCUUUCGUUCGCGGUCACAGUUCUCGGAGAAAUCAUUCUCCUGCUCUUCGGGUCACAGUUCGGAACCAUCGUCUCAGUUUGUGGUCUCUACGCUCUCUGGAUUUCUCUUUUCUUAGUCGUUGAGGUAUACAUUCCCUACCCAAUUUCUCUCCUGUCAUUCUCCAUUUCCAGAUCUUUCUUCAUGUCCGUUCCACUGUCCAACUAGCGUAUUUUCUUGUCGCCUGGAUCGUGGGUCGUGCCAUCGCAUGCCUUUUCGCUUUGGAAUCGGCUUUCGAGAAUCUCCAGCACGCGACGAGUCUACUUUUCGUCGUUGUCAUUGGAGUUCUCUUGUAUCAUGCAAUCAGAAUGCUCCAAAAGUCGAGGAGGUAAUUGAGAAAUCGAGAAGCCAGCAAUGGGAACAAUUAUUUCAGAUUGAAAGAGAUUCUGGACAACUCAAGUACCCCAUUGACAUCAGGAAUCACUUCUGGAGGCGGAGAGUACAUAUCGUUGACUGCGCAGGAUGUGCUCGACGACGAGGAUCUUCUAGAUGAAGAUGAAGUGAGUAUUGUAGUCAGUCUUACUUUCAAUGACCAAAUUUAUUUCAGAUGGACCGCAGUUCGAUGGAUCUUGAUUAUGAAUUGGAGCAGCUCGGCUUAGAGCCAGUCGGAUCGGGACCUCGCACCUAA
Molecule: messenger RNA, 2605 nt
Organism: Caenorhabditis sp. 36 PRJEB53466
Lineage: Eukaryota; Metazoa; Nematoda; Chromadorea; Rhabditida; Rhabditidae
Source: the annotation of a GenBank genome assembly